UCUCCCUUCUUCUUGCAGCACCACGGGGCCCCCUGAACGCAAAGGAUGCCCUUUGGCCAUGCCCCCUCCCCCCCUUAGGAUGCCGCCGCCCCUCCCCCCUCUGCUGCCUCCUCCUCUUCCUCUCCUUUUGCUGCUGCUGCUGCUCCCCAAGCCGGAUCUUUGUGCAUCCCCCCCUCCGAGCUGCCCGUCCGCUUGCACUUGCAGCAACCAAGCCAGCAGAGUUAUAUGCACCAGGAGACAAUUGCAAGAGGUUCCCAGCAGCAUCUCGGUCAACACCCGUUAUUUAAACCUCCAAGAAAACCACAUCCAAGUCAUCCGAACCGAUACCUUCAAGCAUUUAAGGCACUUGGAGAUCCUCCAGUUGAGUAGGAAUCUAUUGAGGCAAGUGGAAGUCGGGGCCUUUAACGGCCUCCCCAACCUCAAUACGUUGGAGUUGUUCGAUAACAGAUUGACCACGGUUCCUACGCAAGCUUUCGAGUAUCUAUCCAAGCUAAGGGAGCUUUGGUUGAGGAAUAACCCCAUUGAGAGCAUCCCUUCGUACGCCUUCAACCGGGUGCCUUCGUUGAGGAGGUUGGAUUUGGGCGAGCUCAAGAGGUUGGAAUAUAUCUCGGAAGCGGCUUUCGAAGGGCUGGUUAAUUUAAGGUAUCUCAAUUUAGGGAUGUGUAACUUAAAGGAGAUCCCGAAUUUAACGGCCUUGGUGAGGUUGGAAGAGCUGGAGCUGUCUGGGAAUAGGUUGGGUAGAGUAAGACCCGGUUCAUUCCAAGGCUUGAGUAGCUUAAGGAAGCUCUGGUUGAUGCACGCCCGCGUGGCCGCCGUCGAACGCAACGCAUUCGAUGACCUCAAAGCAUUAGAAGAGCUGAAUUUAGCCCAUAACGAGCUGGGCUCGUUACCCCACGACCUCUUCGCCCCAUUGCAUCGCUUGGAGAGGGUCCACCUCCAUCAUAACCCGUGGAGAUGCGACUGCGACGUCUUAUGGUUGGCCUGGUGGUUGAGAGAGACGGUGCCCAGUAAUACCAGUUGUUGCGCCCGUUGUCACGCCCCGCCUGCGUUAAGGGGGAGGUAUUUAGGGGAAUUAGAACCGGGUCAUUUCACUUGUUACGCCCCCGUCAUAGUGGAACCACCGGCGGAUCUCAACGUCACCGAAGGGAUGGCGGCCGAACUCAAGUGUCGGACGGGGACGGCCAUGACGUCGGUCAAUUGGUUGACUCCUAAUGGGACAUUGAUGACCCACGGUUCUUAUAGGGUCCGGAUCUCGGUCUUACACGACGGGACCCUCAACUUUACCAACGUCACCGUGCAAGACACGGGUCAAUAUACUUGUAUGGUCACCAAUGCAGCUGGGAACACAACGGCAUCGGCUACGCUCAACGUAUCGGCUGUAGACGCCGCCGCCGCCGCCGCCGCCGCAGCGGCCGCCGCUACCGGAUACACCUAUUUCACCACCGUCACCGUAGAGACCACGGAUGGAGGAGGAGGAGGGCAAGGAGGGGGUGAGGAUCCGGCCCUUCAAACAGCCCCGUUACCUACUUUAGGUUGGGAUGCUUUGCCUGCUGGCGCAUCUACGGCAGCUCCGGCCACUCGGGCGACUGGGAAGCCUUAUACGGUGGCCAUUACGGCGGCGGCGGCUGGCGGAAGCGGAGUGAUGGGGGGUGGGUUGCAAGACUUGGAUGACGUCUUGAAGACCACCAAGAUCAUCAUCGGCUGCUUCGUGGCCAUCACUUUCAUGGCGGCCGUCAUGUUGGUGGCGUUCUAUAAGCUGAGGAAGCAACACCAGAGGCACAAGCAUCGCGGAGGGGCCGCGAGAGCGGUGGAGAUCGUUAACGUGGAGGACGAAUUGGCUGGUGGGGGGGACAGUCGUUUAGCGUUGCCGGCGUUGGAAAGGGAUCAUUUGGAUCGUUACGCGGCCUUCGCGGCUCAUUACGGGAACAGCGGGGCCGCUUUGGGUUGCGGGAAGAACCCGCUGCUCAAUUCGGUGCACGAACCGCUGCUCUUCAAGAGCCCGUCCAAGGAGAACGUGCAAGAAACCCAGAUCUAAAAAGGGGACCCUCUCGGAUGAUGAUGAUGAUGAUGAUGAUGAACCCACCCCCCUCCCCCCUUCUACACUUGAACCCCCCUCCGAGGGAUAAACGUGACCAUCCUCCUCCUC
This is a messenger RNA of Coturnix japonica (Japanese quail), 2146 nucleotides long. Lineage: Eukaryota; Metazoa; Chordata; Aves; Galliformes; Phasianidae. The record is from RefSeq and is a predicted model, not a curated record.